CUGUGGUUCUGCAUUUUGGUUGACAUAUCGUUGGGGUCAUUGUGCCAAUGCCAAAACCAAAAGUAACGUUAAUUUCGAAAUGAACGACAAAAAUGUUAGCCCACCAAAUAAUUCUGUGUCUACUCCGCCAAGCUAUAAAAAAGUGCGAAAUCCCUUUGAUAGAGUGCUGAUCGAUAAAUUACACAAGCCAAUAUGCAGUCCUUCAAUGUGCAAAAUUUACAAGAAGGAACGGCGAGGAUCUUUCCGUUGGGAUAUAGACCAGGCAUGUACGUUACAGCCGACUGACAUAGUGGCAUGCAGCAGUCAGUUCGAGCCUUCACCAGACCCCAAUUUAGAUCAAAUAGCUGAGGAGGCUACGGAAAUAUUCUUUUCCCAAGAAAUGGUAAUGCCAAGUCCAAUGGAGUCCUCAAAGAAGAAACCGUUGCUUAUGGCUCCUGCUAAAAGUGAGAAGCUGAUUGAAAGUUUCAAAGACAGCACUGUUGUUAUGAAAGAUGUUUCAGCUCAGACCACCCUCAGUUUACCUCCGGAACUACCUCCGGAGUUAGAGAAAAUGUUAGCUCCGUACUUCACGUUCGAUCAGGGCCAAGACGUGUUCGGCGAGUACGAAAUCACUGCAAACGGCUCGCUCCGUCGCAAGUUGUACUUCGAGCAUAGCGACACCGAGCACCACAGCGAGUGCGAUUCGGAGCAAACGGAUGACGAGCAUCAUGACACGAGGCCACCGUCGAGCUUCGAGGCCCACGUCCCGGUCACGUACAGCCCUGACUUGUACAACGAUUUCGUAAAAAAAGGCAUGAAGCGCACAUUCGGCACGCCUCUAAAAAAGGGUUCAUCGCACUGCAAGCUACGCAACAAAAUCCUCGACGUGGUAGACUUUGGGGAGCACUGUUUAAGCCCUAUACAGUUCAACACUCCACCGAAGAGGCUCGACCAACAGUCGUCAGCGUCGUCUUUCGCUUCGGCCUCUAUAUCACCGGUCGCUAAAGUCACUUCUAGCGAUGAAGAGAAAAACAACUUCACCUCGCCCGAGUCCGAGGCCAUGGCGACAUGUUUAGACUGCAUCGCCUCCGACUCGGACCCUGACAGCGGCAAGAAACGCCAAUGUUACUGCAAGUCCACGCCCAACAUCAGCUUGAAACGUAGCGCUUCGUUAAAGGACUCGCCGCCGCGGAGGAAGCAUUCGUUCACGUUCGCGGGCAAGCGGAGUUUGAGUCUGUCGAGCUUGCAUCGGAGCCGGUCGGUGCAGAAGCUCGACUUCAGCAUGAACAUGAGUGUGGACGGCUCGCUGCAUGACCAUUCGCAAGCGGAUUGUGAAACGUCCCUAUCACCGGACGGACGCGAUUCGUGGUCAUUAGUCGGAGACACUAACGUCCAUUUAGAGAAAGAAUCCCACAAGGAACACAGCAACACUAAAAGGCCUACCAAGAAGUAUUGCAUGGAAACUAUGGACAAUACUCCUAUCAAGGGAAAAACGGAAAACAGUGGGCGACAUGAAAUUAGCAAAAUUCGGGCACCAUUGAGCAUGACUCCAAUGGAUAUGUCCCUAGAUAAUAGCUUAGAUACCUCAGAUAACGCCCUCAGUAUGGAGGACAAGAAAAUAGACUUCAACAACAUUGAUCUCAAAUUUUUGACUGAAAAUAUUACUAAGUUCGAUUACACUGCCACGGACGCCACCAAAAACGCUACGGACGCGUCCUCUAGCUUUAAGAAACUCGAUAGUGGAAUUAACGAGAACACGUUCUAUACCAACGCUUCCAGUUACUACGAAAGUGCCAUAAAACCCUCAGAGUUAACUAUUACUAAUACUAAUUCGUCGGCGUUGAAAGAGAUCUCUAAUGUACACUGGGCGAGAGUGGACAGUGGGUUCAAAGAUGAGACUUCCUCAGACAAUACUCAAUUUUACACAGAGAAAUCUAAAGGAUUUCGCUUCACUGAGGCUAAGUUAGAAGAGAAAGAAAACGUAAUGACUGGAAACUUCAGCGGGUUUCUGAACCAACCUUCAAACAAAGGCGAAGUUAUGUCAAUGUCUGACUUGUUUCCAGAUGACAUGACUUUCACCUGUAACUUCUCUUCGACCCCUUCCAAAAGCAAACCCAACACUCUCAACAGCUAAAGUGAUAUUUAGAAUUAGAGAGAGUAAAAUUAUACAGUU
This is a messenger RNA of Cydia amplana, 2152 nucleotides long. RefSeq lists its product as uncharacterized. NCBI's taxonomy places the organism in Eukaryota, Metazoa, Arthropoda, Insecta, Lepidoptera, Tortricidae. The transcript has 9 exons. Bases 80 to 2113 code for a protein of 677 amino acids. Gene Ontology annotation, biological process: activation of protein kinase activity; regulation of mitotic nuclear division; regulation of mitotic spindle organization. Gene Ontology annotation, cellular component: cytoplasm; nucleus. The record is from RefSeq and is a predicted model, not a curated record. Gene Ontology annotation, molecular function: protein kinase binding.